Capsella rubella is the source of this 631-nucleotide messenger RNA. RefSeq names its product pectinesterase inhibitor. Gene Ontology annotation, molecular function: pectinesterase inhibitor activity. The record is from RefSeq and is a predicted model, not a curated record. Bases 2 to 583 code for a protein of 193 amino acids. Gene Ontology annotation, biological process: negative regulation of catalytic activity. The transcript has a single exon. NCBI's taxonomy places the organism in Eukaryota, Viridiplantae, Streptophyta, Magnoliopsida, Brassicales, Brassicaceae.
AAUGGUUGUAUUCAUCAAAAACAAUUUCUUAUUGGUUCUCAUACUAAUUUUACAUUCUUUUGUUGUGUCAUCGUAUGCAAGAUUUAGUACGAAGGUUACGGAAAGUGAAAUCAGCAAUAUCUGCUCACAUAAAGGAACCAAUGCAUCAUUUUGCGUUGAGUUCCUAAGAUCAUCCACUGAAGUUGCAACAUUGGAUCAUUCUAGCCUCACCAAUUUUUUGAUCAAUUAUAAUUUUCAAAAAACCUCAGUUAUGCUGACGCAAUUCCAAUCACUCAUAAACAGCACAAGCGAUCGCAGUUCUAAGGGUUCCUAUGAGGCCUGUUCAGAAAUUUUUGACCUUGCUAUUGGUCGUUUUGAUUCGGCUCUCAAAUAUUUGUCAACCAAGGACUAUAACAAUGACUUCUUAAUGAACGAUGUUAGUAGUACAAUUACAAUGGCUAAGGAUUGUGGAUGGGAGCUGUCAAGCGUCGUCAAGCUUAAUCCACAGGUUUCGAAAGCGGUUUCUAUUGUCGAGAAUGUAUCUUCUAUUGUUCUUGUCCUUUUGGAAUGUUUUCUAAGAACAGACAAAACGUUGUGUUAUUAAUCAAUACCCAAAUCUAUAAUAAAAUAAUAAUAAUAAUGUUGUUUGGUA